Messenger RNA from Verruconis gallopava, 1963 nucleotides. RefSeq lists its product as uncharacterized. The record is from RefSeq and is a predicted model, not a curated record. The coding region runs from base 1348 to 1920 and encodes 190 amino acids. NCBI's taxonomy places the organism in Eukaryota, Fungi, Ascomycota, Dothideomycetes, Venturiales, Sympoventuriaceae. The transcript has 2 exons.
GUCAUCGCCUACAAAACAAAAUCCAGUGCUACAAAGUAUGGUGAAACCCAUGUUCGCCCAGAGAAUCUUCACUCUCGGGAAAAGACAAACCUCUGCGAUACUGAUCACGGGCUUCCUCUACAUCCUAAUGACAAUCGGGAACGAGAUCAAUAACGCUGAAGAAAACCGGACAACCCCUCACCCGUUCGUUGGUGUUUGAACAAUCUUCCGAUCCCGGCCCUUCAUGUCUAUCAGGGAUGAAUGCUGGCACGUCUCAGACGGCUUCACGCGCAUCCUGCAAAUCCCAUUGGCUUUCAACUCACCCCCAUUGUUUCGUUUCAUCACCCUCUACGAUUCACAACCCCGCAGGAUCGGUCUAUCUCUGCUCUUCGAAUGUGUUCCCCAUCAGAUAAAGUUUGGCGGCAACAUUCAUGUACACUGACUUUGUACGCACGAUGGCCUUCGAACCAAAUUACCAUGCUUUUCCAAUCUGAGUGUACACGUAAAGUGGGGAAAGACUCAUGUUUUGAAAAGAAAAAUGAAAAAAUAAGGAAAAAUAACACGCGCACAGGAGAAGAAAAAGAGGCUUGCAAGGGAUGCUCGAAUUGCGCAUAUGCAGAACGCAAAACAGAACAGCCACCGAUCCUUUUUUUGACCAUAAAGCACGUCAGAAUCUAUCGUGCAUUGCUAUUCUAGAAGACAGUGCACGCGUAACGUUUCCGUGCGCCAACGGCGUCUUGCGAAGUAGAUAUGUUACGACAUGCGCAUGUGUCGUUUACCGAAGUUAACUUGGUUUUUUUUUCUCCUCGACAGCACAUCGUGGCAUGAUCGCCCAAGGCCAAGUUCCGGACAGAGUCCCAUCUAUACGGCAUGGAACAUUAUUGGGAGUCGUCCGCCUGGAUUCCCUCUUCUAGUACACUAGCUUGAAAGAAGAUGUUACAGCAAAGGCUGGGGAUUAAGAGACUUGAUGUUCUUGCCCUAAACAGGCCGCGAACCCAACGUACAGGAUCGCGAACUGCGCAAGGAUGUCCGCCUGUAGCGUUCCGGACCGGCGAACCGAACUGGACGCAGCAAAGGCACCGUGCUCUUUUCGCGUGGUGAUCAGGACUUCGGUAUCUCCACCACGAACGGUCGUGGCAGCGAGAGCUCAUAGCGAUCCGACGGAACGACUGAUGUUGGAACCCAGUUCCGGAAUGGUGCGCUAACGCUGCGACAGGGAGCAUUUUCAAGCGUGACAUCGGGGUUCGGCUCUGCACGGACGUGCGCAGUGCGAUUACCAGUGAAGCGAUGCGUUACGAGUAAGACAUGGAAACAAAAAGCAUGCAAGUCCUGACCUGGGCCCCAGUCGGUCCAUGGUGAUGAGCUCCAAUGUGGAAGUGCGCUAUUGACGAUGCGAUUAAAGGGAAGGGGAGGGGGAGACUGGCCUGCGAUAUAAGUAACUUACAACGGAUACUCAAGACUGGCCCAAUUUGUACCAUCAACGAUCUUGCACGGCUUUUCUCCAACGGCUGCGCGCCUUGCGCGCAAGGAGGUGGAGACGGCGGUGUGUGGCUGACUUGCGCUACUCCCCCCCAGCACAAGACUAGGCUGUGCGACUCACCACGUAGACCCAUAAUUACAGCAACCUCUCCUUCUCACACAGCGGAAAGGGUUGAUAAACGACUGACGACUUUGAACGUGUGGUCCGCGGCAAGACGAGCAACCGCACCGGGAAUUCCCAAGCUCGGAGUUGACGGACCUCGCACCGAAUGCUGUGAAACAAAUUGGACGAGGCUAUCUUUUGCAUGCGAUCGUAGAUUCAAACGGCGCAUGGCUGCACCCCUACUUCGUUGCGAAAGAACUGGCAAGGGAAGGCCCAGGAUGGUGAGCUUGAAAAGACUCGGAGAGGGCACUGCGUCGCCGUUGCCUGACACGUUCAUGUGCGAUUUCGUCUUUAGCUAGUCUGAUAAACAUGAAAUUCACCAACUUGGGUGAAAAGGAAAAC